Messenger RNA from Olea europaea var. sylvestris, 612 nucleotides. RefSeq names its product glycine-rich protein 5-like. Lineage: Eukaryota; Viridiplantae; Streptophyta; Magnoliopsida; Lamiales; Oleaceae. The transcript is spliced from 3 exons. The record is from RefSeq and is a predicted model, not a curated record. The coding region runs from base 1 to 612 and encodes 203 amino acids.
AUGACUUCCAAAUUUGUUCUCUUGGUUCUUCUUGGUGUUCUUAUUUGCACCACCACCGCGAGAAAGCUAGUUGGCUCAGACGGUUCUUUCGAUGAUGCAAAAUUCAUUUUUGAUCAUUUAGGAGGUGGCGGUGGUGGGGGGGGUGGAGGUGGUGGUGGAGGUGGAGGAAUAGGGGGUGGUUCUGGUUUCGGAGAAGGAUUUGGUGGUGGGUUUGGAGGUGGUGCUCAAGGAGGAGGAGGAGGUUUUGGCGGCGGAGGCGGUGGUGGAGGCGGAUUGGGUGGAGGAUCUGGUAGUGGAUUUGGAUUUGGUGCAGGAUACGGUGGUGGGAUAGCACAAGCAGCCGCGGAAGAAUUCAUGGUGGAUUCUGGAAGUCCCCAAAAAUCCUCUAUCGGAAAGCUUCAUAGCCUCGGCUACGUUGAUGAAGACUUAGAGCCUGUGGAGGAACAGGGGGUGGUUCUGGUUUCGGAGAAGGAUUUGGUGGUGGGUUUGGAGGUGGUGCUCAAGGAGGAGGAGGAGGUUUUGGUGGCGGAGGUGGUGGCGGUGGUUGAGGCGGACUGGGUGGAGGAUCUGGUAGUGGAUUUGGAUUUGGUGCAAGAUACGGUGGUGGGAUAG